Penicillium angulare is the source of this 714-nucleotide messenger RNA. Its product is annotated as protein N-lysine methyltransferase family protein. The transcript is spliced from 2 exons. Lineage: Eukaryota; Fungi; Ascomycota; Eurotiomycetes; Eurotiales; Aspergillaceae. Bases 1 to 714 code for a protein of 237 amino acids. The record is from RefSeq and is a predicted model, not a curated record.
AUGGACCGGUCAGUCAGCCCAGAAUCAUCCGACUCAGAUGGCCUCCGAGUGAGCAUAUCAUUAGCUCCGCCACGACUCAACAAAACUGCAGAGACAACGAGUCUCGAUUUUGACGGACGUUUGACAGAACCGCUUUUGCUCAAAGAAGAUCUCAAAAAUGGAUGUGGAGGUCAAUUAUGGCCUGCUGGAAUGGUUCUAGCCAACUAUCUUCUGGAUCGCCACCCCGAAGAUCUGGCUAACAAAUCGAUUGUGGAACUUGGUUCUGGCGUGGGGCUAGUCGGACUUGCAGUCGCUCGCGGUUGCAAGACUAAAGGACCCCUCUACAUCACAGAUCAACAACCUAUGUUCGACCUGAUGAAAGAUAAUAUCCAAUUAAACGACCUUGACACCGCUGUCUCGGCCUCGAUACUGAACUGGGGAGAACCAAUUCCUAAACAAAUACCCUCGAAACCGGACAUUAUACUCGCUGCUGAUUGUGUUUAUUUCGAACCGGCUUUUCCGCUCCUCGUUUCUACACUUCAAGAUCUGCUAGGCCCAAAUUCGGUCUGUUACUUUUGUUACAAGAAGCGGAGAAGAGCGGAUGCGAGAUUCAUGAAGAUGGCGAAGAAAGCCUUCGAUAUGGUAGAGAUUAAGGAUGAUCCCAAUGCGCCAUCUUACGAUCGAGAAAAUAUUUUCCUGCUCGAGAUCCGACUCAAAUCUUCUAAGAAACUUUGA